CCAGUCCAACUGACACACCCAUCACUCCCCCAAACUCUGCCGCCAAAUCACUCUCCACACCCCCACCACCGCCUCAACCGCCUCAACCCAAUUCCAGUGCCAACAAACAACCCUACCUCCUCAUCCCUCAAUUAAAAUCAACCCUUCUACUUCAUUGCAGCAUAUCAUCAAACACCUAACCACGCAAACAAUGGCGUCUUCUCUCUCAAGAAGAUUCUCACUCGGCAGCCCGCCGCAACCAGCCGCCACGUCGUCGUCCCCGGAUCUGAAGCAGCGAGUCAUAACCUGCCUUAACAAGCUCGCGGACCGCGACACUCUGGCCAUGGCCACCGCCGAGCUCGACGCCAUUGCCAGAAACCUCUCCCACGACUCCUUCGCUACCUUCCUCAUCUGCAUUCACAACACCGACUCUUCCUCCAAGCCACCCGUCCGCAAGCAGUGCGUUUCUCUCCUCGCUCUACUGUCCAACUCCCACGGCGACGUUCUGGCUCCCUUUUUGUCCAAGAUGAUCUCCACUAUCCAGCGCCGACUCCGCGACCCCGACUCUGCCGUCCGAUCCGCUUGCGUCGACGCCGUCGCCGCGAUGUCGUCCCAGAUCACGACGCCGUCGUUUUCUUCCGCGUUUUUAAAGCCGUUGAUGGACACGCUGGCGAUGGAGCAGGACUCUAAUUCUCAGAUCGGCUCCGCGCUGUGCCUGGCCGCCGCGAUCGACGCCGCGCCCGACCCUGACCCGGCCGCGGCUGAGGCGCUUGGGAAGGUGGCCUCGGUGGAGAGAGAUUUGACGGCGAUAUAUAAAGCUUCGUGUUUGAAUGUCCUGGAAAGUCGGAGAUUUGAUAAGGUGAAGGUAGUCCGGGAGACUAUGAACCAUACGUUGGAGUUGUGGAAGGUUCUUAUUGCAGGAGAUUCCGAGGAGAUUUCUGGUCCAAUUCAAUCCAGAUCUUCAACUGAUAAUGGGUUUGGUGGAUGCUUUCCUCCCAUAUCCAAAAGUUCCGACGAUUCCAGUUUUAGGACCCCUCAACCAAAGAAAACAGUCCCCACCACAAACAGGUCCCCUCCAUCCGAUGGUUCUUUGGUGACCACAGCCAAAAAAGGAAAUGAGAGAAAAUCAGAAACAUCCUUGUUCUCUAAGCAGGACCACAAGAAACCCUCUGAUUGGAAAAUUGAAAUCGCAAUGCCAAACUCUCCCUCUUCAAAGCUGGUCCAUAAGGAUGGUAUUCUAAGGAGUGACUCUGGAGAUCCGGAAGCAGGAAAGAAUGAGCACAUUGGAAAUAACAUGCCAGAAACUAAACGUGUUCUCUUCAGUAAGAUCCAUGAUGAAAAAGUACACAAAUUUGGUGGUUUAAAAUCUGGGUCUCGUGUGGUUCCAUUUAAUGAGGAUGAGAACUUUGACUCAGAUGUUGUAGUCAGCAAUGCUGCAGAAGAAGUUUAUGAGAGCCAAAAGGAUGCUGAAGAUCUCAACUUGAUCCGCGAACAACUUAUUCAGAUUGAAAACCAGCAGUCCAGUCUAUUAAACCUUCUCCAGAGAUUUAUUGGGAGCUCUCAGAGUGGGUUGAACUCUCUUGAGACACGUGUACAUGGCCUUGAGAUGGCACUGGAUGAAAUAUCAUAUGAUUUGGCAAUAACAAGUGGAAGGAUUCCAAACACUGAAUCUGCAGAAAACACAUGCUGCAAGCUUCCCGGUGCAGAAUUCUUGAGUUCCAAGUUCUGGCGUAGAACUGAUGGGCGAUGUUCUACUGCAAGGCUCUCUUCUGGAACCAUCCCCUCACUCAAUGCUAUUCCUAACAUACCUAAUAGAGAUAACAGUGCUGAAUCAUGUGCGUUUGACAGUGAAAGAUUUCAGCACCAAAGUAGGGGUGCGUUUACCGUUAACUCAGUGGCAGAAAUUCAUGAUGCCCAAAGGUUGAAUACAAGGCACUAUCCAGACAAAACACCAAAGACCAUAGUCCGAGAUGCUGAGAGGGUUCAAGCUUGCAAUGCCAGUCGGCUUGGGAUUUCACCAGUUACGUCUAUAGCAUCAAGGAACCCGAGUAGAAGAUCAUCCGCCUAAGAUAGAAGAAUCAUAGAAUUGUUUGAAGUGGAAAAUGUUUGAUGAUUGAUGGAUCUAUUUCUUAGUAGAGAGAGACAAGCAUCAUGGGGCAUGGAAAGACCUGAAGACAUUAAAUUGAAUGCCGAUCAAGUGUUCAUAUAUGUAGGUGGGCAUAAUUUAUGAAAUUUCUAAUUCAAUGUGGCAUAUUGAUGCACAGGAGGAUAGUGGGAGCAAAGGGGGGCUCCAUUUAUAAUUACACGUGCCCUCGUCGUCGUUGUCGUCGUCCUUUUCCUCCUAAAAGCAGCUUUCAGAUUUAAUUGCAAUAGACCAGAGUAGAGUCUUCGUAGCAUGUGUUAUAUUUAUUACUUACCUGCACCAAUUGCCGGUAAAGGGAGGGAAACUAAAUCUGUACAAACUCAUCUGUUCUUGGAUUGUUGUUACUCUACUUGCUGUAUAUAUAUGAUGAGAUCAGUAAAUGAGUUUUCUUAUUUCUG
Messenger RNA from Prunus mume (Japanese apricot), 2520 nucleotides. NCBI's taxonomy places the organism in Eukaryota, Viridiplantae, Streptophyta, Magnoliopsida, Rosales, Rosaceae. The record is from RefSeq and is a predicted model, not a curated record.